This is a messenger RNA of Fundulus heteroclitus (mummichog), 2436 nucleotides long. RefSeq lists its product as uncharacterized. Lineage: Eukaryota; Metazoa; Chordata; Actinopteri; Cyprinodontiformes; Fundulidae. The transcript is spliced from 5 exons. The record is from RefSeq and is a predicted model, not a curated record. The coding region runs from base 1063 to 2112 and encodes 349 amino acids.
UGUCCGCCACUGGCAGGUUAUGACCGGGGUUAAAAUCCCGGAGAGCAGCCCGCUGGUCCGGUGACAGAGAGGGGAAGGACAGCUGGAGCUGGCGGGGCUAACAGAGCUAAACAGCGGCUAGCGGUCCGAGGUAUUGAGCCUGCAGGCUAGCUUAGCAUGUAGCCUGAGCUAGCCUCCAGUUAGCCUCUGUUAGCUGCAGCGUUCGGCUCUGGUGGGACUCGGUCAUACGUUUUAUUAAUAUUGUUACGAUGAUAAUUUGGUUACAGACGCUUUAAUCAGGGCGGUUGGAGCUAAGUGGGCCCAGAGGAAGCUGCUGUCCGUACAAGGCCAGCCUGUUUGCUCUCAGCUAGCAUGUAGCUUCCAUUUAGCCUCUGCUAGCCUGAACUAGCCUCUGCUAGCCGCAGCGUUUGGCUCUGACAGGAUAGACGCGGUCCGGAUGGGCCGGUGGUUCUGUGGAUGUUCUGCUCAGAUGAUCUGGAGGACUAGUUCUCAAACCGGAGCUAAUUUCUAUUUAACCCUGCCCAGGAGAACCGCAGGGGGUCAAGGAGCCAACAUCUGACGCCCAGCUAGGGCCAAACAUCUGUAGGGGUCACACUAGUUGGUUUGCUCAUACAUGCUGUGAGUGCAGCUAACAGCAGCAGAUGUAUGUGGUCAGGUGUGCAUGCUGCACCUGAGUGACGUCAUAAUGAAUGAAGGACACAGAAAGCCAAUGUGGAUACCUGUGCUUACCUCACGUCUGCCAAGAGGCCAUUGGCUGAAUCCACAGUCCUGUCAGAGAGCUGCUAGCUUAGCCUGAACACUCCCCAGGAGUCUGAGAGUGAGUCACAUGCUGCUGAGGGAGACGUUCAUCUGAGUGAGGAGGUGUGACCCCGUUGCUAGGAGGUGUGACCCCGUUGCUAGGAGGUGUGACCCCGUUGCUAGGAGGUGUUGUGACCCCGUUGUUAGGAGGUGUUGUGACCCCGUUGUUAGGAGGUGUUGUGACCCCGUUGUUAGGUGUGGUGACCCCGUUGUUAGGAGGUGUGACCCCCGUUGUUAGGAGGUGUGACCCCGUUGUUAGGUGGUAUGGUGACCCCGUUGUUAGGAGGUGUUGUGACCCCGUUGUUAGGAGGUGUGACCCCGUUGUUAGCUGGUGCGACCCCGUUGUUACGUGGUGCGGUGACCCCGUUGUUAGGCGGUGUGGUGACCCCGUUGUUAGGUGGUGUGGUGACCCCGUUGUUAGGAGGUGUUGUGACCCCGUUGUUAGGUGUUGUGACCCCGUUGUUAGGUGUUGUGACCCCGUUGUUAGGUGUUGUGACCCCGUUGUUAGGUGGUGUGGUGACCCCGUUGUUAGGAGGUGUUGUGACCCCGUUGUUAGGUGUUGUGACCCCGUUGUUAGGUGUUGUGACCCCGUUGUUAGGUGUUGUGACCCCGUUGUUUGGAGGUGUGACCCCGUUGUUAGGUGGUGUGGUGACCCCGUUGUUAGGAGGUGUUGUGACCCCGUUGUUAGGUGUUGUGACCCCGUUGUUAGGUGUUGUGACCCCGUUGUUAGGUGUUGUGACCCCGUUGUUAGGUGUUGUGACCCCGUUGUUAGGUGUUGUGACCCCGUUGUUAGGAGGUGUUGUGACCCCGUUGUUAGGUGGUAUGGUGACCCCCGUUGUUAGGUGGUAUGGUGACCCCGUUGUUUGGAGGUGUGACCCCGUUGUUUGGAGGUGUGACCCCGUUGUUAGGAGGUGUUGUGACCCCGUUGUUAGGUGUUGUGACCCCGUUGUUAGGAGGUGUUGUGACCCCGUUGUUAGGUGUUGUGACCCCGUUGUUAGGAGGUGUGACCCCGUUGUUAGGAGGUGUUGUGACCCUGUUGUUAGGAGGUGUGACCCCGUUGUUAGGUGGUGUGGUGACCCCGUUGUUAGGAGGUGUGACCCCGUUGUUAGGUGGUGCGGUGACCCCGUUGUUAGGUGGUGUGGUGACCCCGUUGUUAGGAGGUGUGACCCCGUUGUUAGGAGGUGUGACCCCGUUGUUAGGAGGUGUGACCCCGUUGUUUGGAGGUGUGGUGACCCCGUUGUUAAGAGAUGUGGUGACCCCGUUGUUAGGAGGUGUGACCCCGUUGUUAGAAUGUGUUACCCCGUUGUUAGGUGAUGAGUUGUCGGCCAGAACUUUGGGGGGGGGGGGGGCGACGGUGAAGUCGACCUGCUUCUCGCUUCAAAGUAUCCAUGUAUUUUUGCCUGUUUUUUCCCUGCCAUUCACUAUAUGCACGCGAAAAAGCCAAACUCACGCUACCGCCUCGCGGUUCUGGCAUGGUUCUGAUGCAGUUCUGACGAGGUUCUUGCAUGGUCCCGAUAAGAACAUCUCCGGUCCAGACACUGAUCAGCAUCGCUGCAUGAUUCUCUUAGCUCUUAGCAGUAAUUAUUUUAUGGGAUUCUUCAUAAAUAAAAUUGAUUCCAUUAAAAAUAAAACAAUUGG